Molecule: messenger RNA, 1643 nt
Organism: Lotus japonicus
Lineage: Eukaryota; Viridiplantae; Streptophyta; Magnoliopsida; Fabales; Fabaceae
Product: probable trehalose-phosphate phosphatase H
Exons: 10
Coding region: 132-1274 (380 amino acids)
Biological process (GO): trehalose biosynthetic process
Molecular function (GO): trehalose-phosphatase activity
Source: RefSeq, a predicted model, not a curated record
GCAGAGGAAGCAGCCACCUCUGUUCUCUGCUCUGUCUUUUCCCCUUGUUAAUUCCCUUUCUUCUCAUUUCUCUGCUGUUCUUUCUUCAUAAGAAUCAAGCUCUUGCAUCACAAAAUUAACAUACAUAGGAAAUGACGAACCAGAAUAUGGUGACUCAAGCUGGGAAAUCAUGUGUGAACAACAAUAACACACUUAUGGAGUUAGCAAUGUCGAUUUCAAACUCAUGUGUUCUCCCUAGAGCAACAACAGUGCCUGAAUUAAUGGCUUUUCUUGGUGGGUUUUUGGGGCAACAACCAAACAAGAAUAAGAAAACAUUGGAGGAUGGAAAAUCAGGAGGAGCCAAAGCUAACACAUGGAUUGAUUCCAUGAGAGCUUCUUCUCCUACCCGAACCAAAUCCACACAACCUUGUCACCAAAAUCCUUGGACUCUUUACCAUCCUUCGGCGCUGGACAUGUUUGAUCAGAUAAUAUAUGCUUCCAAAGGGAAGCAGAUUGUGACCUUUCUUGAUUAUGAUGGAACACUAUCACCAAUUGUUGCAGAUCCAGAUAAAGCAUACAUGAGUAAAAAGAUGAGAGCGACAUUGGAGGACAUAGCAAGGCAUUUCCCCACAGCCAUUGUUAGUGGAAGAUGCAUAGACAAGGUUUAUAAUUUUGUGAAAUUGGGGGAACUAUACUAUGCUGGAAGCCAUGGCAUGGACAUCAAGGGACCAUCAAAUAGCCGAAGCACUAAGAAUGGUAAUGAUGAAGGGGUACUUUUGCAGCCUGCAAAUGAGUUCCUGCCCAUGAUCAGUGAGGUGUACAAGAUCUUGGUUGAAAAAACAAAGUCUGUCCCAGGAGCUAAAGUAGAAAAUAACAAGUUUUGCUUAUCUGUGCAUUUUCGCUGCGUUGAUGAGAAGAGUUGGGUGCCAUUGGCGGAGCAAGUUAGCUCAGUGCUCAAUAAAUACCCAAAGCUCAAGCUAACACAAGGAAGAAAAGUGUUGGAGAUUCGACCAAGCAUAAAAUGGGACAAGGGCAAGGCUCUUGAAUUCUUGCUAAAGUCGCUAGGAUACGCAGAUUCUAGUAAAGUAUUCCCAAUCUAUAUUGGUGAUGAUCGAACUGAUGAAGAUGCAUUUAAGGUGUUGCGCAAUAGGGGCCAAGGGGUUGGGAUUCUUGUUUCUAAAACUCCUAAAGAGACAGACGCAUCCUACACUUUGCAAGAUCCAUCAGAGGUUGGAAAAUUUUUGCGGCAUUUGGUGGAGUGGAAAAGAACGAGUUCUAACUUCCACAAGUUAUAGAUUCUAGAAUUGACACUGACCCAGAAUUUGGUCAAGGAGUGGUUCUGUAGAGGGAUUCCAAUUGCAUCCCUUAAUUUAAUUUCUUGUUGAAAAUAGGAAAAAGUGAUGUUCCAUAAUUUAAUCUUUGAGGGGAGGACGAAGUCCAAACUAUAGAUUAACUUUUCUUUCUUUCUUUUUGUGUAUUUUUUUCUUUCUUCAAAGAUGUAUUCUAUUCUUUCACACGUUUGCAUGCGCAUGCGGAUAGUGAAAGACAGAUGUUUUAUGCCGCAGUUUCAAUAGGCAAAUCAGCUUUAUUGCUCCCAAUUGUACUUAUUGUACGUGUGGACAAUGUAAUACUGAAAAUGAAAAUCACCAACUUAAACUUGGAAA